GCGAUCCCGCGAGAAGGCGAAUAACUAAAUUCGAAAAAGAUGCUUAGAAAUCGAUUUUGACCAUAUACAUACCUUUCAACGAAAAAUGCGAAUUUUGAAUUUUGAGAGAUAGACUGAGAGGAGACUAAAUUCGAUUAACUUAUACAUUUGAUAAAAUGAUAAUUUUCAAUUUCAGAUAUUUCAAUACGUUUAUUUCAGUGAUUCUGACUAUUUUAUAUAUAAUUUAUGUAGCUUCUUGUUCAGAACUAUUGAUUAACUUUUUUCGGUAUCUCCAACGCGAAGCAAAUUAUCGAGAUAAUUUGCCUUUCCGCGAUAUCGCAGUAGGCUGCUGUCACUCGGGCUGAGAAUUGCAAAAAGUGUGGCCCAUCAUGAAGACGAGAAAGUGGCCUAAUUUCCUAUUCAAGCAGGGAGGAAUGUACCCAUACUAUGAGUCGGAUUGGAGUGUCCUACCACCGGAGGCAAACAGAAGAUUCAAUCCAGCCUUCAAUAUGGCAACAAUAAAACAAGUGGUCAAUGAGGCUAUUGAAAGGGUUCGAAUGCCUACUCCAAUGCGUCUUAGAGACCUUAUUAGACAGAUUAGGGCUGCUAGGACAGCUGCAGAGGAACGAAGUGUAGUCAACAAAGAGUGUGCUUAUAUUAGGUCAACAUUCCGUGAAGAAGAUUCAGUUUGGAGGAACAUUGCCAAGCUACUGUACAUUCAAAUGCUGGGUUAUCCAGCACAUUUUGGGCAACUUGAGUGUUUGAAACUCAUUGCCAGCUCCAGAUUCACUGACAAAAGAAUUGGUUAUCUUGGAGCAAUGUUGUUGUUGGAUGAACGCCAGGAUGUCCAUCUACUGAUAACAAACUGUCUUAAAAACGAUCUGAAUUCGACCACCCAAUUCAUCGUCGGCCUGGCCUUGUGCACUUUGGGGGCGAUAGCGUCGCCCGAGAUGGCCAGAGACUUGGCGGGAGAAGUGGAGCGGCUGAUGAAGUCGCCAAACGCGUACAUUCGCAAGAAGGCCUCUCUGUGCGCAUUCAGGAUCAUCAAGCGAGUGCCGGAUCUGAUGGAGAUAUUUUUGCCGGCCACGAGGAGUUUGCUGUCCGAGAAAAAUCACGGUGUGUUGAUUACUGGGGUAACACUUAUUACUGAAAUGUGUGAAAAUAGUCCCGAUACUUUGGAACACUUCAAAAGGAUAGUACCAAAUCUUGUGAGAAUCCUGAAAAAUCUCAUUCUAGCAGGAUAUUCACCGGAACACGAUGUGUCAGGAGUUAGCGAUCCUUUUUUACAGGUAAAAAUUCUAAAACUCCUCAGAGUUUUAGGGGUCAACGAUGUUGAGGCAUCUGAGGCUAUGAACGAUAUUCUAGCUCAAGUUGCGACUAACACGGAAACGAGUAAAAACGUCGGCAAUACCAUUUUGUACGAAACUGUGCUAUCCAUUAUGGAUAUCAAAUCGGAAGGCGGACUAAGGGUUCUUGCUGUGAACAUUCUGGGCAGAUUUCUGCUCAACAAUGACAAAAAUAUUCGGUAUGUCGCACUGAACACUCUGUUGAAAACCGUCCAUGUUGAUACUUCGGCAGUACAAAGGCAUCGUUCCACGAUAUUGGAGUGUCUCAAAGAUCCUGACAUUUCUAUAAGGAAAAGAGCGAUGGAGCUGUCAUUCGCGCUAGUCAACUCGCAGAAUAUUACUGCCAUGAUGAAGGAGCUGCUGGUGUUUUUGGAAAAAUCAGAUGCCGAAUUCAAGGCGCACUGUUCCAGUUCUAUCGUGUUGUCCGCCGAACGGUACGCUCCCGACAAAAGGUGGCAUUUGGACACCUUGCUGAAUGUACUUGUCGCGUCGGGCAACUACAUGCGCGACGACGUGAUCUCGUCUACCAUCCAGCUGAUAUCGGAGAGCGUGGAGCAACAGGGCUACGUCACCGCCAAGCUAUACAGGGCGCUCGCCGAAGAUCUGCACGACCGGCAGCCGCUCACGCAGGUGGCAGUAUGGGCUAUCGGAGAGUUCGGUGACUCGCUUGUACAGGAUGUCGUGGACGGUAUCGAGCCGCCUAACGUAGAUGACGUCAUCGAACUGUACCAGAAAUUGUUGUGGUCGACGCAGAAUAGCGUGAUAACGAAGCAGUAUACCUUGAUGAGUUUGACCAAAUUGAGUACCAGGUUCAACAACACCUCCAAGAUCCAGCAGAUCAUCAGCUCGUUCUGCUCGAGUCUGCACAUCGAGCUGCAGCAGCGCGGCGUCGAGUAUUCGCAGCUGUUCGGCAAGUAUUCGCACUUGCGACCCGCCCUCCUGGAGCGCAUGCCCCAAAUGGAGGCGAACCGGCAAACGGACUAUCAGAGCAACGGCGACGUCAGCGAUAACGAAGUCAGUCCGCAGCGUACAGCUAACAGCGAAUCGGUUACUCUUUUGGAUCUCUUGGGAGGUCCGGACGACAACGCCGACCUCGACAUCAUCAUGCAGCCGAAAAGUCAGCCGACGUCGAACGGCAACAACCAGGACCUGCUCGACCUGCUCGGCCUCAAUCCUCUCCCGGCGCCGCUGGCAGACGCCGACAACAACGUCGACCGUAUCCUCGACAACAACAUCAACAACCUGAUGCCGGAGAUCAACACACGCAACUCGAAUUUCCUCAAUGACGGGUUGUUCGGCGAUGAAGGAACGAUCAACGAAACGGACGUGCCCGAAUUGACAGCUUACGACAAAAACGGCCUGACGGUGAUGUUCUCGUUGGUCAGGUUGCCAAACUCUGACAACAUGACGAUCAACGUCACCUCCACCAAUCACACACAGAUGGAAAUAACGGACUUUCUUCUGCAAGUCGCUGUUCCAAGGACAUUCCAGUUGCAAGUGUUGUCACCUUCGGGGACUACGAUGCAACCGAACGGAAAAGUAACGCAAGUCUUGAAAAUUGUCAAUACGAGCAGGAAUCUGUUGAAGAUGAAAGUUCGACUAUCGUAUACUUCGGAAGGCAGCUCGAUUCAAGAUCAAGUAGACGUGAAUCAUUUCCCUCCAGAUAUUUGGGAUUGACAGAGAGAGUAUGGAUAACGCGAGAGAGACAGUUUUCUAUCUUGAAUAUUAUUAUUAAUUUAUAAGUAGCUCUUAAUUUUACUAUUAAGUUAUACCCACAUGAACUAAAAUGCGAUAUUUUUAUGUGAACAUGUAAAUACAUUGUUUCAGUGUU
Messenger RNA from Phaedon cochleariae (mustard beetle), 3156 nucleotides. NCBI's taxonomy places the organism in Eukaryota, Metazoa, Arthropoda, Insecta, Coleoptera, Chrysomelidae. The record is from the annotation of a GenBank genome assembly.